AUGAGCACAAGAGGUACUCGCGGACGGGGUACAACAGGCCAUGGUAGAGGCCAUAGAAGUGCUCGAGCUGAGUCUUCGUCAAUUGGCAACCUGCCUAAUUUGGAUACUAAGGCCACAGAGAGGAUUAUGAAUGAUUUGGAUUGCACUCCUAAGCAGAAGUUAAAGGGUGCUGUAUCGCUGCUACGUGAUGAGGCAUAUCAGUGGUGGCUUACUGUUAAUGAGGGCAUUCAGCCCGAACGACUUUAUGUGGAUGCCCGUUGGCAAAAGUUCAUGAAUCUGACUCAGGGAGAUGUGUCAGUGGCCGAGUAUGAGGCUAAAUUUCUGAGACUGAACCGCUAUGUGCGAGGUAUGGUGGUGGUUGAGCACGAGCGAUGUAGGGAGCGAGACUUUACUGCUCUGGUUGAUAAAGCGAAGAUCGCCGAGGAAGUGAAGUGCAUUGAGUGCCAGAACCGAGAGAGUGGUAGGAGCAAGAGGGAGUCGGAGCCCUCAAGUUUCAUUCAGAGGCCUAAGAAAAAGGCCAGAGUUGAUGGACACCAUCAGGGCGAGUGUUGGAAAAAAACUAGGGCUUGUUUGAAGUGCGGUCCAUUAGAGCACAGUAUUAAAGAGUGUCCGAGGAGGUUUGAUCAGAUGCAAGCUUCUGGUAUGGGUACUGCACCACCAUCGAGGGUAGUUCAGCAGCCACCAAGAGGCCGUGGUCAGGCUAGAGAUGGUAAUGGGUUGCGCUGUGCUUGUACUGUGUCCGAGAACUUGGGUAUCUUGGUUGAGAGUACUGCAAGUGUGGUGACUGUACUGAGUUUGCUGGGACAAUCAGUAAGGGCUAUUUUUCUGGAUGAUCUAAUGGAACUGCCUUUUGGAGAGUUUGAUCUGAUACUAGAAAUGGACUGGUUGGUUAAACACCGAGUGAGCUUAAAUUGUGCCACAGAAAGAGUGGUGCUGAGAACUGAGGAGGAUAGCGAAGUAGUCCUAAUUGGGGAACGUCGAAACUACUUAUCAAAUGUGAUUUUUGCAUUGAGGGCGGAAAAGUUGGUUCGUAAGGGAUGUGAGGCAUAUCUGGCCUACAUCAUUGUUUCAAAUUCUGAGGAUUCUUAUGUAAAGGAUAUCAGGACGGUUAAGGACUUGUGGAGUAGAGUUCGGGAUUGA
Molecule: messenger RNA, 1140 nt
Organism: Gossypium arboreum
Lineage: Eukaryota; Viridiplantae; Streptophyta; Magnoliopsida; Malvales; Malvaceae
Exons: 7
Coding region: 1-1140 (379 amino acids)
Source: RefSeq, a predicted model, not a curated record